Molecule: messenger RNA, 1320 nt
Organism: Heterostelium album PN500
Lineage: Eukaryota; Evosea; Eumycetozoa; Acytosteliales; Acytosteliaceae
Product: BSD domain-containing protein
Exons: 3
Coding region: 1-1320 (439 amino acids)
Cellular component (GO): cytoplasm
Source: RefSeq, a predicted model, not a curated record
AUGGAUUUACACUAUGAUCCUUUAUAUCAUGUGGAGCCAGUGGCUGACAGUGAUACAGAUGAUGAUGGUGAACAAGAUUCACAACACAGUAAUAGCAACAACAACAAUGAAGAAUCGUCAUAUUUCAAACUACCUACCAUUACGACAAGUAGUUUCUUUAGUUCGUUCUCAUCGAUUGUCGAUUCUGUCAAACAGAAAUCAGAGGAUAUAAUAAACAUAUAUAAAGAGGAUCUACAAGGAUUCGGCUCUAGUUUAAAUGGUGAAGCAACAGAGGUUUUACAUAGAGACAACCAGGAAGCAUUAGAAUCUAAUCAAACUACUACUACUGGUAGCAGUAAUAAUUCCGAACAACAACAACAACCAUUACAACAAUUGAAAUUUUUGAAAUCAAAGAUUUCAAGUAGUAUCACUAGUUUCAUUGGUGAAUAUCCUGCACCAGAGUCAACAACAACAACACCAGCAACAUCUUCAGCAUCAACUACUACAACAACAACAACUAGCAACACUUCAUUUUCACAACCUACAGUUAAUACAUCGAAAGAAAGUUCAAAUUUGACAACACCUUCAUCUCCAGUGAUUAUAAACGAACCACCAUCUAUUUCAAUACAAGAAGAAUAUAAGCUAUAUUUAAAUGAUCCAGACAAUCGAUUGGAAGAGUUCACCAAUUUCAAACAAAACUUUAGCUUGCAAGUCUAUCGUGAGAGAAUAGUAGAGCUGUUGACAUCAAAUAAAAACAAAAUACAGAAACACUACAAUCUUUUGGUUCCUCAACAUGUUAAUGAACUUAAUUUUUGGUCUAGAUAUUUCUUUAAUCUCCAAUUAACUAGAGAUGAACCAUUAAGAAAGAUGAAAGCUCUAUCAGAGACUCUUGACAAUGAAGAAGAGGUCAAUUGGGAUGAUGAAUCAACAUCGACAACAACAACAACAGCAGCAACAACAAAUACAGAGGAUUUAAUUGAAGUAAACACAAAGCUUGAAGAGUUGACUACAACCGAUAAUAAUAACGUAAUUAAUAAUGAUAGUUUAGAAAAUAAUAUUGUAGAUAACAACAGUGAUAUAGAAACAAAAUCAGAUGAUAAAGAUAUUAUAAACAAAGAGAUUCUUACAUCAUCUGAUAUCGAUAUUGAUAAUAACAGUGUAAAUAGUAAUGAAUGUAUAAAUAAUAAUAAUAAUAAUAAUAAUAGUAGCAAUAGUAGUUUAAAGGAGAACUCUUCUUUCCAAGAAGUUGGUAAAGUCUUAAAGAAUGGUGAAACUCUGAGUGAUUGGGAAGUUAUAGACAAAAAGUUUUCAGAUGAAGAAGAGUGGACUUCUUGGGAAUAG